CAUGUGCAUGCGCGCGCCACACACGCACGCACGCACGCACACACACACAGAGCGCGCGCACGCUGGGCUUCGAAGGCGGUCGCGAUAAAAGACUUGCCAGUUUCUUUCCAGGACCAUGUUACGACAAAGAUAUCGCAUCGAUCGGACUAUAGCGAGAAUAAGACUGUGAAACAGUUGAUGCUGGCCAUGUGAACUGACAUUAACCAGAAGCCCAGAAGAGAAGUCUGCAACUGGUUGAAUAGGAAAAUCUUUUUCCCCGUCUUUUUUUUGUGACUUCACGAUGGUCUUCCUGUGACCCUGAGCCACAUAUAAGCCGCUGCAAACAUGUUCAAAACUUAAAGGACCAACAUAAUCAUUCCUACCAUUUUACACCUCACGCAACAAUUACUUUGGAUUGUAAACAAGUUUACAGUAAAAUUUUACAACCCUGCAACUUAUCUGGCUGUUUCAGUGGGAAAUUAGACAAUCAAUUAGUAAUUUUUUAUCGAUUCUGGGUCCAUCAUGUUCAAGCCUGGAGUAACCCUCUAGCUCUGAUUACAUAGCUUUUCUUCCUGCUGAGCAUUGAACAAGGUCUGGCUUAACCAUGCUGCUGAAGAAAAAACUGUGCAUUGGUGCCUUGUUUGGGGGCAUCUUGUUUUUUAUGAUCGCCUCUCACACCAUUCAGAAAAACAGCUUCUCAUCUGUAAUGGACGAAACUGCUCACAGCACUAGCACUAGUCUUCUGACAGAGAUGCAAACUCAAAACAAGACUGUAACUGAGAUGAGUCUGCAUCACUUUUGUAGCUGCCCAACUUGUAUCACAGAUCCAGGAGUUUCGGACUGGUUCGAUCAACGCUUCGAUUAUGAGCAAAAACCUUACCUUAGUUUAGACGAAAAUGACAUAGAUCCAGACGCAUUACAGUGGUGGCUGGGUUUGCAGCGGUCAGCAAAUGACUCGCUAAGUCAAAUAAUUAAAAAGAUGUUUACAGUGAUUUCUCACCCUGUGAAAGAAACACAUCAACUAAGUCAGUGUCGGAAGUGUGCGGUGGUUGGAAAUUCAGGAAAUCUACUGCAGUCCAAGUAUGGAGAUAUAAUAAACUCCCAUUCCUUUGUCUUUCGGAUGAAUAAAGCUAUGACUGUGGGUUUUGAGCAGUAUGUAGGAAACAAGACCACUCAUCACAUCAUGUACCCUGAGAGUGCUGUGGAUUUGGCUCCUGGCGUCCAUCUUGUUCUGCUACCAUUUAAACUGAGAGACCUUGAGUGGGUGGCCAGUGCUCUUUCAACUGGGGAAAUCAAAACGACCUACAUGAGAGUGAAAGAACUUGUGAAAGCAGAUAAAAAUAAGGUGAUCGUGGUGAACCCAGGCUUCUUUAAGUACACUCAUGACCGCUGGACAGAGCAUCAUGGCAGAUACCCCUCUACUGGCAUGCUGGCCAUUGUGUUUGCGCUGCACAUUUGUGAUGAGGUUUCAGUGUUUGGUUAUGGGGCAGACUCACAGGGAAACUGGCAUCAUUACUGGGAGGAAAACAAGUACGCUGGAGCUUUCCGUAAGACAGGUGUGCACAACGCUGACUUUGAACGGGAGAUCAUCCUGAAACUGGAUGCAGCAGGCAAAAUUAAACUCUACCCGAAGGUGGAACAUAAGCCUUUAAUUAACAUUACAUGAAUGAAUAACAACCCCAUGAGCAUGUAACGUAUUAAAGCCGAGCCAAAGAAGAGCUGUGUAGCUGUGUCCAUCCAGCUAUUAACUGACCACUGUGAGAUGUGCUGAACCAAACCCACUGACAACAAGCUGUAUUCUCUCCAGACCAAACAAUAUUUUAUUAUAUUUAAAGUUCUGUUGUUGUUAAAUGCUCAACCAGGUCUUGUGAAGGUACAGAAGGUAAGAAAAUUGAGCAUUUGAAAGCAUCUAUGGGGAGCAGCUUAAGGCUGAUUUGUCCACACUGUGCUUCACUGAAUAUCCUUAUAGACACUGGAGAUAUAGGCAUCAUUAGACUCAGUGUAAUUGCAAUGACCAAAAUAAUUAAAGUAUUACAUUUCAUGUAAGUUAAACACAUAUAAGACAACACUUUAUAGUGCAGAUGACAGCAAAAUAUAGUUUGCCUUACACUUAAUGAAUGACCACAGCAAAUUGUAUUUAUCUUGUACAGUUCAUAGGCAAAUAUGAUAGGUAAUAUUUUAUGGGCAUUGCUUUUUGGACUAUAAUGCAUCGUGGUUAUACAAAGAAGACUAUCAUAGAGAGCAAGCUUGUGUUUGCAGCUACAGUGUGUUGCAUUAGUUUUCUCUUUACCACACUGACCUCCUGGAGCAAAGGGGAUUAAUAUUUUUGCAAGGUAUUAUUUGUAAAUCAUACUGGACGUCUUGAAACGUCAUCCGUUCACAGCAUCAGGCAUUUGUGGCCUUUUCACAGCAGCACUGAUCAAACAGAAACAUCACUUUAGUCACAGUUUUCUUUGAUAUUCAAGUAUCUGUGUUUUAGUCACAUGCAUAUUGAACUCCUGCCUUUUAUUACAUGUGAUUUUUUAGUAAUAAUCAGAAUGCCUGAUUGUAGUCAUUGGAAUUAGACAGAAAUGAAACAGGGAUGCUCAAAGUCAUUGUGUUAUUAUUACAAUUAUGUUCCAUUAAUCUCUGACUGUGGUUUAUUUUGUGAUUUUUAUGUUUAUGAAUGUAUUAUUGUUCAUGUUAUAGACUUUUUUGCCCUGUGUCAAAGUAGUGUUAUUACUGUGGUCUACUGAGACUUAAAGUCUUGCCUUGAGCACAAAUUCAUUUAAAAGAUAAUCAUUCCACUAAGAUAGAAGAAUAAAUAAAUGAUUUUGUAUAUGCAUGAAAAUAAUUCAACAUUGACGGACUUAGACGUUUGUUUUCAAUAGCAUUUUUAUUCAAAAAUCAAAUAUUAGAAAUUAUAAACAAUAAAAAGAUGAGAUUAAACAGCAACGGAGAAAUUGCUAAUACAGAAUGCUAUGCCAUUUGUUUUAGUUAAAUUCAAUAGUUUGUAUUUCAAGUUGUACUUUAUAAUAUACUUGAGGGUAACAGGGUUGUUAAUUCUGGGUGUUGACCUCAUAAACAUUAGUCACAGGCCUUAUCUUGUACUCAAGUGUGCAAGUAGAAAAAUAAAGAAGUAAAUCACUCA
Messenger RNA from Silurus meridionalis, 3109 nucleotides. RefSeq names its product ST3 beta-galactoside alpha-2,3-sialyltransferase 8 (gene st3gal8). Bases 584 to 1645 code for a protein of 353 amino acids. NCBI's taxonomy places the organism in Eukaryota, Metazoa, Chordata, Actinopteri, Siluriformes, Siluridae. Gene Ontology annotation, molecular function: beta-galactoside (CMP) alpha-2,3-sialyltransferase activity. The transcript has 7 exons. The record is from RefSeq and is a predicted model, not a curated record.